Molecule: messenger RNA, 336 nt
Organism: Racocetra persica
Lineage: Eukaryota; Fungi; Glomeromycota; Glomeromycetes; Diversisporales; Gigasporaceae
Source: the annotation of a GenBank genome assembly
AGCCCCAUUCGUUCUGACCCUCUAGUGUUGCAACUUCUGAAAACCAUCGAAGCCACACAUACUCACAAGCCUAUUAAUCAAAAAUCUCACAUUACCUGUCAACACCUGCUACAAAUUCAACAACAACUAAAUGCAAACAACAAUGUAGACACCCUAUUCUGGGCUAUCGCUUUGUUAGCCUUUUACGGUCUUGCACGACUAGGAGAGCUUCUACCAAACAACCAAUCAGAUGAAAUCAAGGUUCCAACCAUGGCCGCACUAAAGUUCGAGUUAUCCGGGAGCAAUACCUUCAUACAGUCCAACUACUAUGAACCAAAAAAUACAAGUCCACCAAUC